AUGGAUGAAGACAACGAGAACGAGGACGUUAUUCAUGACGAUGAGAUUUUCAUUGAUGAAGAUGGUGAUGUAGAAUUUGAUGAUAUGGGAAAUGUCGAGAAUAAUGAAGGGGAGCGUAGACCAUUCGAUGUUAACUUACCUCCAGCGCACCAGUACUUACAAUUGAAUGGAAACGAUGAAUUGGCUCAUAAUCUCGAAGAUGAAGAGCCUGGGAAAGUAAUUACGGUCUCAAUUUUGGAAAUGCCAAUUGUCUUACUACCAAUGCAGCUAUUACCAUUUCAUACAGAUUACCCGUUGCUAGUUUCGCAGCUUCAGCAUGCAGCUCGUGAAAAUAAGUAUAUCGCACUGAAACCAAAAUUAGAUAACGUUGACACAGAUAUUGCAACACUAAUUCAGAUUCGGAGCUUACAUGAAAAUGAUGGUGGUUUAUCUGUACAAGCUAUAGGACGUCAGCGUUGUCGAAUAUUUAACCGUCAUUCUGCGAUCAACGGGAUGCCGUAUGCUGAAGUACAAGUGCUAGAAGAAAAAGAGCUACCUUCUUUUUCUCAUAUGUUGAUGCCUAUUUCAUUUUCUCGACUGCAACUUGAAAAAGUAGAUGGGAGAUUUUUUUUCGGGGGUUUGCCAUAUUUUGCUGCAAUGACAUCACAUUCACAUCAGACCCUCAGAAUGUCAUUAACGAAGCAUUAUGUCACUGAGAUUGCAAAAUGGCUUUAUGGGUGGCAUGUAUAUGACAAAGUUAAACGUGUAUUGUCUCAGGGAAACACGUCAUUCAGCUAUUGGGUGGCUGCAAACUUACCAGUUGAUAUGGAAACACGCUUGCGUUUACUUGACCAAUCAUGUACAGAUAGACGAUUAAGAGAAGAGUAUUAUAUCAUCAAUCAAAUCGAUUUAAUUGUUUGCAAAAGCUGCGGUACUGUACUAGGUCAGAUGUCACAUAUGAUUAAUGUUUCAACUGAUGGAAACAGUGCACAUUAUGUCAAUCCAGGUGGAUAUGUACAUGAUUUAUUUACUCUGUCGGAAGUGAGUUCAACUGUAGGUUAUGGAGUACCUUCAUCUGAAUGUUCUUGGUUUCCUGGUUACAUGUGGACUAUUCACGAGUGCGAGCGUUGUCGGCAGCAUGUUGGUUGGCGUUUCACAAGCACAACACUCACACCAAGUUCAUUUUUUGGCCUAACGCGACGUGCAAUUCGACCUGCUGACUCCCGACAUCCAGAUACUUCUAAUAUUCAACGUAUUGAACAGCUAGCUAUUGUCUAA
Molecule: messenger RNA, 1257 nt
Organism: Thelazia callipaeda (thelaziosis nematode)
Lineage: Eukaryota; Metazoa; Nematoda; Chromadorea; Rhabditida; Thelaziidae
Source: the annotation of a GenBank genome assembly